UAAACUUGGAUAAAUGAGAAUAAUUCUAUCAUCAUUAAGCCAUAUGAAUCCUUCAAUCCUAGGUUCCAUUAUAAAACAUCAUUAAGGUGUCCAUUGGAGAUGUUUCAGUUUCAAAAGAAGUCUAAUCCUUUUGGUGAAAUUUUCUCAACUCAACGGGUUUGACAGAAAAGAGGCACUUGGAUCUUAUAAAAAGAGAAAAGUUCAUUGAUCCCUGGAUGCCCGCCGGUGCCCUCGCCCUGGCCGCACACGCAGACUCGAUGGCCAUCAGCUGACCCCUCCCGCCAGGAUGACGGUGAGAGAGCGGCUUCGGCAGAACAUCUCGGCCGCCUUCUACCGGCACGGCCUGCUAUGCGCCUCCUACCCGGUUCCCAUCAUUCUCUUCACCUCUGUCAGCAUCCUGACCUGCUGUUACCCUCUGCUGAAGCUGCCUCUGCCAGGAACAGGGCCUGUCGAGUUCACCACUGGAAUACGAGAUUACUUGGUCCCAUCCCAUGAGUCUCAGGGCGAUCUGUCGGAGCACCCUGAUUGGUAUCGGGGUCCUCCGGUGGCUUACAUACAGCAGGUGUUGGUCAAGGCAGCGGUCUCACCAUGGGACAACAGUCUGGUUCCUGUGGACGUGUUCCGCUCUCCCCUUGGGCGUGUUUUCAGUCUUCUGGAGGAGAUCAGAAACCAUGUUUACACGGACAGAAGUUUGGAGGCGCUGUGCUUGCAGGUGACGGACCUGUUGCCAGGGUUGCGGCGCAUGCAGGCGGUCCUGCCAGAGCACGGCUGCCUGCUGGUAUCCCCUGGCAACUAUUGGCAGAAUCGGCGUGACCUGUUUGAUGCAGAUCCAGACCUCCUGAAGACAGUCCACCAACAUGAACCCAAAGGCCUUCAUACUUCAGCCACUCUGAGAGACUUACUCUUUGGUGUCCCGGGGAAGCAGACGGGUGUAAGCCUGUACGGCAGGAAGAGAGUGGUGACAUACACCAUCACAAUUGCACUAAGCUCCUAUGAUGCAAGGUUUGUAGCUAGUCUCCGAGCCCGUCUGAAACAGCUUCAUCCUUCAGCGAACUCGACUCUGCGUGAAGACCACAUGGUGCACGUUCAUUUCAAAGAGGAGAUUGGCAUCGCUGAGCUCAUCCCUCUUGUCACCACCUAUAUCAUCCUCUUUGCUUAUAUCUACUUCUCCACCCGAAAGAUCGACAUGGUUAAGUCCAAAUGGGGCUUGGCGCUGGCUGCUGUUGUGACGGUUCUCAGCUCUCUGCUCAUGUCUGUGGGACUCUGCACCUUGUUUGGCCUGACGCCCACGCUGAAUGGAGGGGAAAUCUUCCCUUACCUUGUGGUGGUAAUUGGUUUGGAGAAUGUCCUUGUCCUCACCAAAUCUGUUGUCUCAACGCCUGUUGACCUUGAAGUCAAGCUGCGAAUUGCUCAAGGUUUAAGCAAUGAGAGCUGGUCUAUCAUGAAGAAUAUGGCCACUGAACUGUGCAUCAUUCUCAUUGGAUACUUCACAUUUGUACCAGCAAUUCAGGAGUUCUGUCUGUUCGCUGUGGUCGGUCUGGUGUCCGAUUUCUUCCUCCAGAUGUUUUUCUUCACCACUGUGCUGUCUAUUGACAUUCGCCGCAUGGAGUUGGCUGACCUGAACAGGCGUCUCCCGGCCGAAGCGGGUAUGCCUCCUCCUAAACCGGGCCCUUUACGUCCACGAGAGACACCUCCUCCGCCCCGCCCCUCUCCCCACACGAUCACCCUGCAGGCUCCUGCAUUCCGGAACCUGCGCUUGCCCAAGAGGCUCAGGGUGGUUUACUUCUUAGCCCGUACUCGCCUGGCACAACGGAUUAUCAUGGUUGGCACUGUUAUCUGGAUUGGGAUUUUGGUCUACACGGACCCUGCUGGUCUGAGGACUUUCCUUGCUGCCCAGGUGUCAGAGCAGAGCACUCUUGGGGAGGCGGGGCUUCCUCCUCACCUGGGCGUGGCUCCAGUAUUUCCUGGUGGAGACCCAACCAGCACACUGAGCGUGCUCCCUGCCCCUGAACCCACCCCUCUACCAGAGAACCAAUCACAGGGCCACCGAGCAGCCCGCCCAGGAGUUGCCCCCGUCUUCAGUCCCCAGAUUACUUGGGGCCCUGAGGAUGAGGAGCUAUGGAGGCGGCUUUCCUUCCGUCACUGGCCCUCACUCUUUAACUACUACAAUAUCACUCUUGCAAAGAGGUACAUCAGCAUUCUUCCAGUCAUCCCCGUCACGCUCCAUCUCAGCCCACAAGAAGCCAUAGACACACGUCACCCCCAGGAUACACACCAUGCUCCUCCUCCCAGCAUCAAGACCUCCGAUCUGCAGACAGACUUCACGCUCUACAAGGUGGCAGCUCUUGGACUUUUCGCCGGUGUGGUGUUAGUACUCUUACUCUUCUGUUUGUAUCGUGUCCUUUGCCCUCGUAACUACGGGCAGAACGGUGUGCCCCAUGGUCGCCGUCGCCGUGGAGACCUGCCCUGCGACGAGUACGGUUACUCUCCACCCAUCAGUGAAAUUUCCCCUCUGCUGCUGAGAGGCCACAGCAUGGACAUUGAGUGUCUGGCUAGUGAUGGCAUGCUGCUGGCCAGCUGUUGCCUGGCGGGACAGAUCCGUGUGUGGGACGCACAGACAGGAGACUGUCUUACUGUUAUACCCAACAAUGGUCUGCGCAGGAGCAGCAGCAGCAGUGGUUUUUGGGAGCAUCGUGACGGCUGGGAUCACAUGGGUGCUUGUGAGGCCGAGGGCUUCCUGGGAGCAGACUUUCGGGAACCAGGAGGAGCUAUGGGAGGGCCAGAUGUAGAUAUUUUUCCAAUAAGGAGGAGGACCACUCCUGCACACCCUGCACUGUUUGGGGACCAGCCAGACCUCACCCCACUCAUCGACACUAACUUUGGGACUUUGCCCCCAUCUCAUGCUGUGGUCAACAACUCUGGCUUUGACUUUGGGGGACUUGUGGAGAAAGCGUACCAGGAGCAUGAGCCCUCGCCAACACUGGCCUUCCCCCCUUCUCCUCCAGCUUCACAGCAAAGGCGACGUAGCCUUGGGGACCAGCCUGUCUUACCACCAGAGCUCCCCUCGCAGAGCAGUGGCGACUGGGACAGCUCAGUGUGGGCCAUGGAGCUAAGGGGCAACCUCAUUGCCACGGGCCGCAGCAGCGGCAAACUGGAGCUGUGGGAUGCGGUAGAAGGAUCAUUACGAUGCUGCAAUGAAGAUGGAUUAUCUGGAAUCACUGCCUUGGCUUUUCUUAACAACAGAAUUGUGGCGGCCCGUUUAAAUGGCUCACUGGAUUUCUUCACUGUGGAGAUCAACAAGCCUAUCGGGUUGCUUCAAUAUCGCGGACCCCCAGGCCGAGGCAGUCUGCCCCCCUCUUCCUGUUACAGCAGUGAGGAUGUGAUCAGCUGUCAGCUGACCCGCUCAGUGCAGUGUGCCCACCAAAAACCCAUCACUGUGCUCAAAGCAGCCGCCGGCAGGGUCGUCACCGGCAGCCAGGACCAUACAGUCAGAGUGUAUCGUUUGGAGGAUUCUUGUUGCCUCUUCACCCUGCAGGGCCACUCAGGUGGUAUAACUGCCAUCUACAUAGACCAGACCAUGGUUCUAGCCAGCGGGGGCCAAGACGGAGCCAUCUGCGUGUGGGACGUCCUAACAGGCAGCCGAGUGAGCCACGUGUACGGUCACCGUGGUGAUGUUACCUCAUUGGUUUGCACAACUUCCUGUAUCAUUAGCAGUGGGCUGGAUGACCUCAUUUGCAUUUGGGACCGUAGCACAGGCAUAAAGCUGUACUCCAUACAACAGGAGGUGGGGUGUGGGGCCAGUCUGGGGGUGAUCUCUGAAAGCCUGCUGGUGACAGGAGGACAAGGUUGCGUGUCAUUUUGGGACCUGAACUACGGAGACCUGCUGCAGACGGUGUACUUGGGACAGAGUAGCGAAGGUCAGAGCGUCAGGCAGCUUCUGGUUCUGGACAAUGCCGCCAUAGUCUGUGACUUUGGUAAUGAGCUCAGCCUAGUCUACGUGCCCUCUGUUCUGGAGAAGCUGGACUGAACACACACGCACGCAAACACCAGCCCACAGAUUUAGAAAAAUGUCAGAUUGGCCGGCACAAAAGCACUCGCCCUUUAUCGACCUGUAUCACUGCAGGUUCAUUGCAGAAAGAAUGGCGUUUCUUGUGUACCGCCCUACACUUAGUAGGACGGGAGUGGGCACUUUUUACCACAUCUGAACAGGAUAUCAUUUAAAACCUGAUCCUACAGUGUGCAGCAGGCCUCUGGUGCUCCAUCAGAGCAUUUUCACAAAAGAUUCUGUGUAUGAAUUCAGACAGAAUUACAAGAGGGUAGUGCGAAAGCUGCUUACAGCGAAAGGUGGCUCACUUGGCCUGCCUUAAGGUGUGUGUGUGUGUGUGGUAACAAGCUCAUGGUGAAAAUGCCAGUCUGCCCAGCCCUAGAACUCUCAGCUGUGUGCCAGUUGGAUGUAAGAGAGUUCACAAUAAUAUGUUUGCAGGGCGAGAGGAGGAGCGAAAGCUGGUCGUCGGGGUAGAAAAAGUUUUAGAUCUUUCCUGCUGAAAGGAGUGUCUUUGUGUACAACUGUGUUUGAGUGUUUGAAUCUAAUGAAAGCUGUUAAGAAAUCUUCAGGUUGUAUUUCACCCCAUAAUCAAAAGAAAGAGCAAAACUUGAAGAUCUUAGUAAAAGCAUAGAAGUUUCAUAACCUUGCACGAAGACAAAAAUAACUAUUUUGGUUUUAUUUUAGGACCAUUUCGUAAUUUAAUAAACCUGCCUAAAAUAUUGUCACCCCCUAUUGUAAUUUGUAAAGAAAAUGUACUUUAUUUUCAGUACAGCUGUAAGUAUAUUUACAUUAUAAUAGUAUUUGUUCAUACUGAAUUUAAUUUAUGCAAAGUUUUACAAAAAUUGUGUCCGUUCCCCCCCCCCCCCCCCCCUUCACAUUAAAUUAAAGAGAAUUUAGGAGGGGAAGUUUGCUUAUUUGUCUCAAAAUCUCACUGCAAAUAAUCUUUAUGAAUAGACUUUCUUUUUGCAACGUAUAAUUUAUUUUCUUUUGAUUUUGGGGUGAAACAUUGAACCGGAUGCUAUGUUUCUGUGAGUGGUUGUGUUUUCAAGAUGAAUGCUGUGUACGUCUGAAAUUAAUCUCUGGGUUUGGGAUCUCUUUUUAAUAUUGAAAUCAAUUAUUUAUUAGUGAAAUUUCUAACAAUUUGUAUAAAACUUGGCUUCGAGAUGAGUUAAAGUGGAGACGUGGUCAUAAAUUUUAAUAUACGAGAAAAGCUUCGACUAACUUAUACUAUGAUAAUAUGAUUAAAGUAUAUUGAUUAUUACUGACAGACGUUUUGGUUUUGUUGUAGUCUAUGUUCCCUUCCUAGGGCAGCAAGCCAGAGAAAAGAGAUGUUCUCAUUCCAGCCCUGCCUUAUUAAACAUGAGAGAAAUGCACAUAUCUGUUUCCUGGACGAAUAUUUAAAACGGUUCAUUACUACCUGUACUCCAGGUGUGUUUUAACUAAGCCGUCAGUACGAAUCACCCAAAGUCACACAUUUAAUGUUUGGUUCCCUUCUGUGCUGGCAAAGUGAUGGAUAUGGCUGCUUUUUAACAUUAGAUGUGUAUAUUUUUUUUAUUUUUCCUGUUUUGAAAAGUGUUUGUGUUUUUAGAGCAGUUUACAGGUUUCACUGAGAUUAUGUUGACCAGUAGUUGUUACUGUACGUUGUGUGUGACGACACAUUAGUGUAUCCAGUCCUGCCCUGCAGAUCCCACACAAAAUGUGUGCAUUGGUUUGGCCUAUUUUUAAUACAGACAUAUCAAUAUAUUUUGGAUGUGUUAGUAGUACUGGGACAAGACAAAUGCAUACAUUUGGUGUCCUGGGAAUUGAAAUUGUAUUAUUAAAAUGCACUGAGAGACUUCUUUAGUUUUAUUAGACGGUAGCAGAGAUUCAUUUUCUAUGCGUAAUUUAAGUUUUUCUGCAUGUGCAUUCCGCUGACUUUUUUGUUGUUGCAUUCUGCAUUUUGGCUUAUGAUUUGGUGAGAAAUUAUACCAAAGGUGUCCCCAUUUUCCAUGCAAAUGAGUGUUAAGUGGUUUUUACUGCACUUUAAAGCAUCAUGAUUCAAAUUGAAGUUUUAAAGAUGAAUAAAAAAUAUUUAUAAACUUUCCCCCUAGAUUUUCUUCAAUUAAAUCAAGGCAAAAGCAUUGAUUAUUCUUUUGACAACUACAGUCCCUUAAACCAAUGAAACCAGAUUUUUGGUCGCUCAGGGCAACCAGGAAAAUGAUUUCCAUCUGAUUAUGUGGGGAAUUUCCAUGCAAGUCAACAGAAAUGCAUGCUAGUCAAUUAUUAGCCAUGUUUUACACAUAUAAAUAUUAGUUAAUAAAUUUGAUGUGAAACUACACUCUUCAAACCACGAAGUAGCAUUGGUCAAAACAAUUUUGCUUUUUUCCUGUUUGUUUUGUUGAGGGUUUUUCUUUAAUGUUUGUGCAUUUUUCAAUGGAUUUGUGGCAUUGAUAUGACUGAACUUUCAUAAGACCCACUGGUCUUACAGAUUGUGCAGCUGUUAUGUGUAAAGCAUGGAUGCUCAAAUCUUGUUAAAACAUGAGAGACAUAGCAAAAAGCAAUCAUUUUACCAUGAGGAAAUGCUAUGUGGCCAGUUAUCACUAAAGAACAAUUGUAUGGCUAGCAGCUCUUAUCUAUUUAUAAGAGUGGUUAGAACUUAUCUUUUUUUACCUUCUUGUUUUUAGGUAUCAGAUAAUGAGAUUAAGCAUUAACCACAUGAGAACAGAGUGAUGAGAGAAGACAAUGACCAUACUGAAAAGCAUUUUCUUAAUGGCAGGGUGGCUGCUAAAUACAAUGGCCGCCAUUUUAGUUGUCUAUAUUGUGAAGAGUGAAAUAGCACCAAGCUCCAUUGUGUUCAUUUUAACGCCCUUUCUCCCUUUUUAGAGGAGCACAUUCCUAGACAUGAUUCAAUAUGUGCGGUAUUCAAGUGAAGUACUGGAUCUUGGACUUGCUGUAUCUUACUGCUGCUGAAGUAGAAAUGGGGUGGAGAAUUUUUAAAAUGAUGUGAAAUGCCUGAAUGUUGCACUGUUUCUUUAGAUGGGGAGGGGGCAGAGAGAGACUGUGUGUAAAUAUUGCUCUGUCUUUUUUGGGCCUGCUCUGCCCUCUUCUGUCUUUCCUGAAUACACUACACAGUGUAACCAGACAGUAGAGGAUGUAACUAAUGCUCUGUUCUAUUUUUAACACAGGAAAAACAAACUUUGUACUAAUUUGCAAAUAAAAAGGCUUUCAUACAUUGUA
This is a messenger RNA of Pimephales promelas (fathead minnow), 7261 nucleotides long. Lineage: Eukaryota; Metazoa; Chordata; Actinopteri; Cypriniformes; Leuciscidae. The record is from RefSeq and is a predicted model, not a curated record.